Molecule: messenger RNA, 1629 nt
Organism: Laetiporus sulphureus 93-53
Lineage: Eukaryota; Fungi; Basidiomycota; Agaricomycetes; Polyporales; Laetiporaceae
Exons: 7
Coding region: 1-1629 (542 amino acids)
Source: RefSeq, a predicted model, not a curated record
AUGCACAAUGGGCAAGAGCAAAAAAUCUUCGGGAACCUCGCGCUCAGUGCGCAUCUCCAGCCAGCUACAUCUGCUAGUGGCACCCGAUCCUGGGAGAAGAUGAAAGAUGGACUUGAGCGAGAGACUGCAGGCCUUAGUGCCGAGUCACGUGAGCUUUUGUCCCAAAUCCGUGGAGAAGAGAUCCCUUCUGAGGUCAUAGACGAUGGUAUUCCCAUGUCAUCUGGUGAAGGAGGGGAUGUAAUGGACUGGGAAACGCUCCCAGAUGAUGAAGAGGGGUCGUUUGCUUAUGCUGUCCGAGAUAUCAUCUCUAGCCGAUGGAAAGGAAGAUGGUACAAGGAUGCACGUACCUGGCGGCUUUGCCUUGAGCAUGUGCAAGCCAACUGGGCCCCUCUGCUUGACGCUCUCACCGAUAUCUACCUCGCUUGGUGCUAUCCUUCGGCUCCUGACCAUCCAGCCACUUCAGAUGCCCUGCCAUUAUCUCGACUGCCUUUGAGCAUGGAAAUGUGCCCUGAUGACGACGACUACAGCUUCACAAUCGAGGUCAUUGACAUCUAUACCCUCGACACGACAGUGCGCAUCCCACGGUCCUGCGAGAGUCGUUCUCAAGCAGAGGCUGUCGCUGCUCAAGGAUAUCUCCCAACGACACCCAUCGAUCCCACACUGGCUAUAUCAUUCAAGACUCUAGAGUUAUUCCGUCGCCUUCGACUGCGGAAGGCAUCCUUCAGUGCUGAGGCCUUUGCAAAGAUACCAUACAGACGAAGAUAUCGCUUAGCUUUGAGCGACGCAUUCGAUAUCUACCUCUCGAUUCAUCAAAAAAUCGAGAAACACGUUCAAGAGGCACUCGGUCGGGACACACCGAACUGGCGAGUGCUCAAUGCAUGCCCAGCCUGUUGUUAUGAGCUUGAAAAUGAGCCUUCGCUUCAUUUCGGUCGUAUGUACUGCUUCGACGGCAACAAUUCGUUGAAGCGGAUUGCGAAGAUUGGCAACCGCCGUGUGGGCGACACUCGUACUUUCGAAGACAGCGAUUACUUUCUGAGUUCUGAAUUCAUCGACCAAUAUGCAAAUGAGGUGAAGUCGAGGUGGGAUCAUGUGGCGCAAGAGGACGAGUCCCAGAUCAUGCCUGAUCAUGAAGUCGAUGCCGACAACGAUGCGAAUCUCACAGACAGCAUGAACGUUGACUCCGCCACUUGCACGUGUAUGCAAAACUGGAAAUCCGUGGCGUCUGAGGAGAAGAAGAAGAUGUGGGGCAUCUUCGAAGAGACGGGGAUCUUUGCAAGUGCCUGCCGACACGGCCUCAUCCUAUGGAUUGCAGAUAUGAUCUGUAGUGGUGAAUUAGCAAAGUAUCCUCUCGCAAUGGUAGCAAAAGCCCUUGAACUCCUCGGCCCACGGUCAAUGGGUGGCUACGACAUCGCAUGCAGCUUCCUCAUUACCAUCCUUGAGAGCUGCCUCGGUCCUAAGUUCCAACAUCUCAGGGCAAGCCUAUGCGUGAACGCCUUCCACGGCUAUACCCACAAUCACGCAUGUCAAACAAAGAACCAUCCAAAUAUCAUUGAAGGCAUGGGGCUCGAGGACUUGGAGACAAUGGAGCACAUCUUCAGUGCCUCAAACCAGCUCGCCUCCAUUACAUGA